AAUAAACGUUUUCUUAUUUUCGCUCAAAAAGUUUCAAUAAAAUUAUGUCAAAUCAGCAAGAUCAAAAUUAAGACGGAGACAGACAGAAAUCAAGCAAAAUGUCAAAACGAAAAUGUUACGACGCAUUUAUUUCUUAGGUGUAUUGUUAUUAUUGUGUAUCACUGAUAUUUCUUUUUGUUACGACUAUUUAUCGAAUGAAGACCUAAAUUCAGAACAAGUGAAUAGAAAAUUUCGAGUUGGUGGUAGAAAAUCAAGAAGAAAAUUCGAUCGAAGAAAUCAAGCACAUAUAGAUGUAGCCAGCUUCAUACAAAGACCUGACGAAUCUUUGGAUGAGAAUGAAACUUAUGAGCAAUUUAAACAGAAUAUCAAGGGUCAAAGCAUCGAUUAUGGUAACUUUGGGGCAGCUAAUAUAAAUGAAGAAGUCAAUAAAGAUACUAGAGAAUAUCAAAAUUUGUAUGCUGAUAAAAUUCCUGAAGUCAACAUAUUAAAUGCAAAACACUUUGUUCCUCAACAUAUGAAUUUAAAUGGAUUAUCUAUGGAUGCAAUACAUUCUCCAAAUAUUGAAUUACAUAAACUAGGAACUAUUAAACAAUUUGAUUCUCCAUAUGAGAGGCAUUUUUCACGGAAGGAAAAGAAAUGUGCUGGUUUGAAGAAAAUGAAAUUUCCGUUUUUUUCCCAUAACAAUGCCAAAGAAAAAGUGCAAGAUAAAACGCCUGCAAGAACUAAAAAUAAAGAUAAGAAAGAUAAAAAGAGAAGACUAUUUAGCCUACGAUCCAAGGGCUCACGUAAAGUUAAAAUACAAAGUACAAGCGUAACACAAAAAACUAUGGGUAUCACGAAUAGUAUAAUGGUGAAAUCUACAGACGCUAACAUUGAGGCAGAUAAAAUCUUUAAAAGAUCUUACUUUGAAAAACUGUGUCCUGCCUGUAAAAAAAUAUUCUUUGGAAAUUCAAAGUCAGAUGAAAGACGUAAAACUUCAAAUGGCAUAAUACAUAAUAGCAGACAAUACUUCCAAAGGAAAACCCAUAAUCCUCUAGCCCAGGAAAAUGAUAAACCGACUAAUUUUGAAAUGAAACCAAACAGUUUAGAAAAUGUUGAUUUUGAUAGUUCCAUACAAGAUAGGAGGAGGAAAAGAGAUCUUGAGACGAUCGAAGAAAAACAAAAGAAGGUAUUAGAAGAAACAGAAAAAGUUUAAAGCGUAAGGGUGAAAAAUGAGAAGUAAAUUAAUAAUUUUAUAUCUGUAUAAGUAAGACUUCGAAUGUAGGUGUACAAUAUUUCGUAAUAAAAUGUAUUUGUUUUAGAAUUAAAGGUAUUCAAUACUUA
Messenger RNA from Maniola jurtina (meadow brown), 1323 nucleotides. RefSeq lists its product as uncharacterized. NCBI's taxonomy places the organism in Eukaryota, Metazoa, Arthropoda, Insecta, Lepidoptera, Nymphalidae. The record is from RefSeq and is a predicted model, not a curated record. The transcript is spliced from 2 exons. The coding region runs from base 113 to 1195 and encodes 360 amino acids.